Messenger RNA from Seminavis robusta, 2217 nucleotides. NCBI's taxonomy places the organism in Eukaryota, Bacillariophyta, Bacillariophyceae, Naviculales, Naviculaceae. The record is from the annotation of a GenBank genome assembly.
AUGGAAGUAUCAGUCCCAUCAUAUCCAUCAGUGGGCAAUCCAGUUUCCUCUUUUGGGAACGAAAAUGUUGAGAAUUUAGACGCCGGUGAAGAGGGCAUUGUUGAGAUCUAUACUUCUUUGAUUCAGCAGUAUCUCUCUGUCAUGUGUGUUGACAAUGCCAUUUUCUUAGCAGAGCGCUUUGUGGCAUGCAAGAAGUCCAACGACUCUCAGUAUUUGCUGGCUCUCUGCCACCAUCGAGCUGGUGCACCGAAGCGUGCUCUUGGAGUGUUGGAAAACUGUCAAGACGUUUCGCCCAAAAUUCAGUACUUGGUGGCAAAGUGUUGCUUGGAGCUGGGUGACUAUGGCCGCGCCGAAGAAGCAUUGCUCAAUUUUGCAAGACAAGAAUACCGAAAAUCAAGAGGCAAUAGCCUUCCCUCUGUUGCCGACAAUUCGCCUCAAGCCAUGGACAAUUGGAUCGUCACCACCACUCCUUGCCCCAUUCCAAAUGGUGCUGCUGGUCUCCAUAUGUUGGGGAAUAUUUGCCGUGCAUCAAAUCGCAAAAAUCGGGCCAAGCAGUACUACAGAAUGUCUCUAAAGUUGGAUCCAUUUCUCUGGUCUAGUUAUGAGUAUUUGUGUGAACUUGGCGGUGCUGACGACCUUGAACCAUCCAGUGUUUUUGGUGUUCACCCCCCUCAAUUCGAAGCCGUCAAACCUCUUCAGGAUCGCAGCAUUCUGUCGCCUAGUAGUUUCACGUUGAAUUCGGUGACGCCAGCCAACGUACGAUCCUUUCAACAUUCAUUUGGUGUUGGGACACCCUCCACUACACCAGCCGCGGCUCUCUUUACGAGUGCCACCACACGAAAGAAAUUGUCUCGGUUUGAAACCCCCGGAUUGACCCCAAUUCCUGCCAGUACUUCUGUCCUGGGCAUUACUCCAGCAGAUGCAGAUGACUCCAAAGUGCUGAUGCGGGCUGGACAAGUAGCGGCCAGGCUCUACUAUCAACCGUCUCCGGAGACACCGCACACUGCAGAAAUCAGAACCUCAUUGCAAUAUCUUCGUGGCCUAGGACGCCAAGUUGAAACGGAGUCGGCAUCUGGCACAGGCGACACUCCUCUUCGUCGAGGGGGUGGCAUGAGAGAACAGAACGCAACAGACCAAUCUGCCAUGUCAUCUUCCUUUUCCAGGCAACCAAGAGCUUUGUUCAUGUCCACGGAUAACAGCACAGCAGAAGAAACAGACCGCGUCGAUCAGCAGCAGUUUUCGGGUUCCGAGGGGAGCCAUGCUUUCGAUGGGGAUUUGAGUGUUCCAGCAACAAAACAGGAAGGUAUUAGGGAAAUCCUAGGAUUGCUGUGCCUCAUUGGUUCAGCUUGGCGAAGGCUGUGCCAGUAUCGCUGUCGGGAAGCGUUGAAGAUCUUCAGCCGGCUGCCCCAAACACAGCAACAAACCGGGUGGAUCCUCCAUCAGCAGGGGCGAGCCCAUUUUGAGAUGAAUGACUUUCUAGGUGCAAGUCGUUGCUUGGAACUUAUGCAAAGUGUGGAGCCACAUCGCAUGAAAGGCUUGGAUCUGCUGUCCACAGUGUAUUGGCAACUAAAGAAGGAAGUUGAAUUGGCCCAUUUGGCUCAGAAAACGGUCGACUUUGACAACAAGUGUCCCGAGGCAUGGUGUAUUGUGGGAUAUGAAUUCACAGCUCAGGAAGAUUUCGACAAGGCAAUUGCUUGCUUCCGGAACGCAAUCAGAUCUGAUGAUCGCCACUACAAUGCAUGGUAUGGACUUGGAGCUAUCUAUCAUCGACAGGAGAAGUAUGAUCUGGCAGAGUAUCAUUUUGAGAGGGCAUCAUCGAUAAAUCCCCAGAGUUCUGUUUUGCGAUGCAAUUUAGGAAUCUCCCAGUUUUCAAAUGGGAAGGCAUAUCUGGCCUUGGCCACACUCGAAGAAGCCUUCCGUCUCGACCCUCGGAACCCACAGGCGAGAUUCCAACGUGCCACUAUCUUUUCUGCCUUGAAUCGCCCUGCUGAAGCAUUGAGAGAACUGGAGAAGGUUCGCAAUGCAGCUCCUCGUGAGGCUACCGUUCACUUUGCAAUUGGCAAAAUGCUGAAGCGAUGUGGAAGGCUGGAAGAGGCGAUGAAAUCUUUCCUUACAGCGAUGGACUUGGAUCCAAAGGACUCCCAACUCAUCAAGAGUGCGAUGGACAAGCUAGAAGAACCAGACGUAGAUGAAGGUGUUGCUGGUGAGCAGUGGUGA